Molecule: messenger RNA, 795 nt
Organism: Medioppia subpectinata
Lineage: Eukaryota; Metazoa; Arthropoda; Arachnida; Sarcoptiformes; Oppiidae
Source: the annotation of a GenBank genome assembly
AACAUCACAUUUUCAUCAAAUAUGAACUCAAUAUACGGCCGAGUGUUGGGAAAUCUAUUGAGUUUGAAAGAAACCCUUCGAGUAAAGCACAAGAAUCGCGGACCGGGAAAGCGGUCUGAAAUGGAGAGCAACUAUGAGUUGAGCAAAAGACUGUCCGAAUUUCUAGGAGGACCGGGAAAGAAACGGAUGUCAUCCCGAUUUGGCGUACAAAAGAAAUAUUCAGAGUUUUUGGGAGGACCGGGAAAGCCUGUAUUGAACAUUGAAGUAGUCACUGCGGCCAAACACGAGAGGAGACGACAUCUCCGCUGCGAUCGGGCGGUGAAGUGGUUGAGAGUCGACGCCGGCGUCGAAGCCGUUCGGGCGGCAAAUGUCGGAGACGUCGUUCCCGUUCUGGUCGUCGACACCGAAGACGCGGUCACUCGAAGGGCGGCCGAAGACGCAGAAGGAGAAGGAGAUCGCGCUCUGGAAGUGAUGAAGAAUGAGAUGUCUCUCCUCUCCAAAGACUCAGUAAUGGAAGCAAUCGUUGAAAUCGAUUCCGAAGAGGAGACGACAUCUCCGCUGCGAUCGGGCGCCGACGCCGGCGUCGAAGCCGUUCGGGCGGAAGACGAAGACGUCGUUCCCGUUCUGGUCGUCGACACCGAAGACGCGGUCACUCGAAGGGCGGCCGAAGACGCAGAAGGAGAAGGAGAUCGCGCUCUGGAAGUGAAGAAGAAUGAGAUGUCGUUUCUCCUCAAAGACUCUCAGUUUCUAUUCAAAGACUUUGCAUUUUAUAUCAAAAUUAGUUUCUUUUUGUAA